CCGAGGUGCGCGCGCCCGCGCGUAUGUGUGUGAGUGCGUGUCUUGCUCGCUCCAUGUUGCCGCCUCUCCCGGUACCUGCUGCUGCUCCCGGGGCUGCGGGAAAUGCGAGAGGCUGAGCCGGGGAGGAGGAACCCGAGCAGCAGCGGCGGCGGCGGCGGCCGCGGCGGCGGCGGCGGCGGCGGGAGGAGCCCCCCAGGAGGAGGACCGGGAUCCAUGUGUCUUUCCUGGUGACUAGGAUGUCGUCGGAGGAGGACAAGAGCGCGGAGCAGCCGCAGCCGCCGCCACCACCCCCCGAGGAGCCCGGAGCCCCGGCCCCGAGCCCCGCAGCCGCAGACAAAAGACCUCGGGGCCGGCCUCGCAAAGAUGGCGCUUCCCCUUUCCAGAGAGCCAGAAAGAAGCCUCGAAGUAGAGGAAAAACUGCAGUGGAAGAUGAGGACAGCAUGGAUGGGCUGGAGACAACAGAAACAGAAAAUACUGUGGAAACAGCAGAAAUCAAAGAACAGUCAGCAGAAGAGGAUGCUGAAGCAGAAGUGGACAAUAGCAAGCAGCCAGUCCCGGCGCUUCAGCGCUCCGUGUCUGAGGAAUCUUCAAGCUCCCUGGUCUCUGUCGGUGUAGAAGCCAAAAUCAGUGAACAGCUCUGUGCUUUUUGUUACUGUGGUGAAAAAAGCUCCUUAGGACAAGGAGACUUAAAACAGUUUAGAGUAACGCCUGGAUUCAUUUUGCCGUGGAAAAACCAGACUUCUAACAAGAAGGAUGUUGAUGACAACAGCAAUGGAACUUGUGAGAAAACACAAAACUCAGCACCACGAAAACAAAGAGGACAGAGAAAGGAACGAUCUCCUCAGCAGAAUAUAGUAUCUUAUGUAAGUGUAAGCACGCAGACCGCUUCAGACGAUCAGGCUGGUAAAUUAUGGGAUGAACUCAGUCUGGUUGGCCUUCCAGAUGCCAUUGAUGUCCAAGCCUUAUUUGAUCCUACAGGCACUUGUUGGGCUCAUCACCGUUGUGUGGAGUGGUCACUGGGGGUGUGCCAGAUGGAAGAACCGUUACUGGUGAACGUGGACAGAGCUGUUGUCUCAGGGAGCACAGAACGAUGUGCAUUUUGUAAGCACCUUGGAGCCACUAUCAAAUGCUGUGAAGAGAAGUGUACCCAGACAUACCAUUACCCUUGUGCUGCUGGAGCCGGCACCUUCCAGGAUUUCAGCCACUUCUUCCUUCUUUGUCCAGAACACAUUGACCAAGCUCCUGAAAGAUCAAAGGAAGAUGCAAACUGUGCAGUGUGCGACAGCCCGGGAGACCUCUUAGAUCAGUUCUUUUGUACUACUUGUGGUCAGCACUAUCAUGGAAUGUGCCUGGAUAUAGCGGUUACUCCAUUAAAACGUGCAGGUUGGCAAUGUCCUGAGUGCAAAGUGUGCCAGAACUGCAAACAAUCGGGAGAAGAUAGCAAGAUGCUAGUGUGUGAUACGUGUGACAAAGGGUAUCAUACUUUUUGUCUUCAACCAGUUAUGAAAUCAGUACCAACCAAUGGCUGGAAAUGCAAAAAUUGCAGAAUAUGUGUAGAGUGUGGCACACGAUCUAGUUCUCAGUGGCACCACAAUUGCCUGGUAUGUGACAGUUGUUACCAACAGCAGGAUAACUUAUGUCCUUUCUGUGGGAAGUGCUACCACCCAGAAUUGCAGAAAGACAUGCUUCAUUGUAAUAUGUGCAAAAGAUGGGUUCACUUAGAAUGUGACAAACCAACAGAUCAUGAACUGGAUUCUCAGCUCAAAGAAGAGUACAUCUGUCUGUAUUGUAAACACUUAGCUGAGCUGGAGCCUGGUGAUGAGGUGGAGAUGGCUGAACUCGCUGCAGAUUAUAACAAUGAAAUGGAAGUUGAAGGCUCUGAAGACCACAUGGUAUUUCUGGAGCAAGCAGUUGAUAAAGAGGUCAAUGGUCAGGAGUCCAUACCUGGAAUUGUUCCAGAGGUUCCCGUCCAUACUGGAGAGCAGCAGAAGGGAGACGCCCCAGAGAGCCUCAACACGCACGCUCCUCUCGUUUCCGAAUCGUCCCAAGAUAAAAUGAAUCCUGAAUUGGAAAAUCAGAUUUCUCAUGAAAUCGGUAGUGAAAAAAUGGAAAUGUCUUCUAAAGUAAUGCAUAUUUGUAGUGAAGAUCAAAAUGAAAACAAAAUGGAAGUGACAGAGACCGUUGAAGUCCUUGUUUCCCAGGUGACUGUGCAGCGGGAGGAGCUACAGUUGUUAGCUCACCCUAAGGUAGAGGCUUCCACAGAAGAAUCAAGGCCUCCAACAGUAAUCGUUGAACCUGUCACUGUUCCACCAGAAACCUUAGUGUCCCCGUGUCGGGAAAGUACUUCUUUCUGUUCUAAGGAACCGCUGGCUACAGAGAGGGUACAAGAAGAAAUGGAACAGAAAGAAAAUUCUGAACCUUCUAAUGCAUUUAUGGACUUUGAAAUGACUCCUGCAUCUGAAAGUUCUGUGAAAGAUGGUUUAUGCCAAGAAGACAAAUCUAUAAAAUUACCGUCUGAGACAGAGUCAUCAUUUUCAUCAGCAGCGGACAUAAGCAAAGCAAAUGUGUCUUCCUCCCCACCCCUUUCUUCAGACUUGCCUUCCCACGACAUGCUGCAUAGUUACACUUCAGCUCUCAGUGCUUCUGUUGGAAACAUCAUGCCAACAACUUACAUCUCAGUCACUCCAAAAAUUGGCAUGGGUAAACCAGCUAUUACCAAAAGAAAAUUUUCUCCUGGUAGACCUCGGUCCAAACAGGGGGCUUGGAGUACACAUAAUACAGUGAGCCCACUUUCCUGGUCCCCAGACAUUUCAGAAGGUCGGGAAAUUUUUAAACCCAGGCAGCUUCCUGGCAGUGCCAUUUGGAGCAUCAAAGUGGGCCGUGGGUCAGGAUUCCCAGGAAAGCGGCGACCUCGUGGUGCGGGACUGUCAGGACGAGGUGGCAGAGGCAGAUCAAAAUUGAAAAGUGGAAUUGGGGCAGUUGUGUUACCUGGGGUGUCUGCUGCAGAUAUUUCAUCAAAUAAGGAUGAAGAAGAAAACUCGAUGCACAAUACAGUUGUGCUGUUUUCCAGUAGUGACAAGUUCACUCUGCAUCAGGAUAUGUGUGUAGUCUGUGGCAGUUUCGGCCAAGGAGCAGAGGGGAGAUUACUUGCCUGUUCUCAGUGUGGUCAGUGUUACCAUCCAUACUGUGUCAGUAUUAAGAUCACUAAGGUGGUUUUGAGCAAAGGUUGGAGGUGUCUUGAGUGCACUGUGUGUGAGGCCUGUGGGAAGGCAACUGACCCAGGAAGACUCCUGCUGUGUGAUGAUUGUGACAUAAGUUACCACACCUACUGCCUAGACCCUCCAUUGCAGACAGUCCCCAAAGGAGGCUGGAAGUGCAAAUGGUGUGUGUGGUGCAGACACUGUGGAGCAACGUCUGCAGGUCUCAGAUGUGAAUGGCAAAACAAUUACACACAGUGUGCUCCCUGUGCAAGCUUGUCUUCCUGCCCGGUCUGCUGUCGAAACUACAGAGAAGAAGAUCUGAUUCUGCAGUGUAGACAGUGUGAUAGAUGGAUGCAUGCAGUUUGUCAAAACUUAAAUACUGAAGAGGAAGUGGAAAGUGUGGCAGAUAUUGGUUUUGACUGUAGCAUGUGCAGACCCUAUAUGCCUACGUCAAAUGUGCCUUCCUCAGACUGCUGUGAAUCUUCACUUGUAGCACAAAUUGUCACAAAAGUGAAAGAACUAGAUCCACCCAAGACCUACACCCAAGAUGGUGUGUGUUUGACCGAAUCAGGGAUGACUCAGUUACAGAGCCUCACAGUGACAGUUCCAAGAAGAAAACGGUCAAAACCAAAGCUGAAAUUGAAGAUCAUAAAUCAGAAUAGCGUGGCUGUCCUUCAGACCCCUCCAGAUAUCCAGUCAGAGCAUUCAAGGGAUGGUGAAAUGGAUGACAGUCGAGAAGGGGAACUUAUGGAUUGUGAUGGAAAAUCAGAAUCCAGUCCUGAACGGGAAGCUGUGGAUGAUGAAACCAAGGGAGCAGAAGGAACAGAGGGUGUCAAAAAGAGAAAAAGGAAACCAUACAGACCAGGUAUUGGUGGAUUUAUGGUGCGGCAGAGAAGUCGAACUGGACAAGGGAAAACCAAAAGAUCUGUGAUCAGAAAGGAUUCCUCAGGCUCCGUUUCUGAGCAGUUAACUAGCAGAGAUGAUGGCUGGAGUGAGCAGCUGCCAGACACGCUAGUUGAUGAAUCUGUUUCUGUUACUGAAAACACUGAAAAAAUAAAGAAGAGAUACCGAAAAAGGAAAAAUAAACUUGAAGAAAUUUUCCCUGCUUAUUUACAAGAAGCUUUCUUUGGAAAAGAUCUUCUAGAUACAAGUAGACAAAACAAGCUAAGCUUAGAUAAUCUAUCAGAAGAUACAGCUCAACUUUCAUAUAAAACAAACAUGAACACAAAUUUCUUGGAUGCUUCCUUAGAUCCACUACUUAGUUCAUCCUCAACUCCAGCAAAACCUGGAACUCACGGUACAGCUGACGACCCCUUAGCUGAUAUUUCUGAAGUCUUAAACACAGAUGAGGACAUUCUUGGAAUAAUUUCAGAUGACCUUGCAAAAUCAGUUGAUCAUUCAGGUCUUGAUUUAUGCACUUUCCAGGUUGAGAGCUCACCUUUUCCAUUUGCGGGAAUGGAUAUCGGUCCUGUCGCUGAUGAUCCUUCCUCGUUGCCCCAGCCGAGUGUCACUCAGAGUUCGCGACCAUUGAGCGAGGAGCAGCUAGAUGGAAUCCUCAGUCCUGAACUAGACAGAAUGGUCACAGAUGGAGCAAUUCUUGGAAAGUUAUAUAAAAUUCCAGAGCUUGGAGGAAAGGAUGUUGAGGACUUGUUUACCGCUGUGCUUAGUCCUGCAACCACGCAGCCAGCCCCAUUACCACAGCCACCCCCUCCCCCUGCACCGCAGCUGCUGCCCUUACACAGCCAGGGUACGUCGCCUCUAGAAAAGUGUCAUGUUUUUUCACGGAUGCCACUCAUGAAUGGCCUUAUUGGACCCAGUCCUCAUCUCCCUCAUAAUUCUUUGCCUCCUGGAAGUGGAUUGGGAGCUUUCUCUGCCAUAGCACAGUCCCCCUACACUGAUGCCAGGGAUAAAAAUCCAGCAUUUAAUCCAGUGGCAAGUGACCCUAACAGCUCUUGGACCUCAUCGGCUCCCACUGUGGAGGGAGACAGCGAUACGAUGUCAAACGCCCAGAGAAGUGCACUCAAGUGGGAGAAGGAGGAGGCCCUGGGUGAGGUGGCGACAGUGGCUCCGGUUCUCUACACAAAUGUCAAUUUCCCCAACCUCAAGGAAGAGUUCCCUGACUGGACUACUAGAGUGAAGCAGAUAGCCAAGUUGUGGAGAAAAGCAAGCUCACAGGAAAGAGCACCAUACGUGCAAAAAGCCAGAGAUAACAGAGCUGCCUUACGCAUUAACAAAGUACAGAUGUCAAAUGAUUCCAUGAAAAGGCAGCAGCAACAAGACAGCAUCGAUCCCAGCUCUCGCAUCGAUUCCGAUCUCUUUAAAGAUCCACUAAAACAAAGAGAAUCAGAACAUGAACAGGAGUGGAAAUUUAGACAGCAAAUGCGCCAGAAAAGUAAGCAACAAGCUAAAAUUGAAGCCACCCAGAAGCUGGAACAGGUGAAGAGCGAGCAGCAGCAGCAGCAGCAGCAGCAGCAGCAGCAGCAGCAGCAGCAGCAGCAGCUGGGCCCUCCGCCACUCCUGGGACAGUGUGGCUCAGACACCCCGAGCAGCGGCGUGCAGAGCCCCGCGACCCCCCAGCCUGGCAACGGAAGUAUGUCUCCUGCACAGUCGUUCCACAAAGACCUGUUCACGAAGCAGAUGCCCAGCACCCCUACUCCUGUGUCCUCCGACGAUGUGUUUGUAAAGCCACAGGCUCCACCUCCUCCUCCAGCCUCCUCUCGGCUCCCCGUGCAGGAGAGUCUGUCACAGUCUCAGGCUUCUCAGCCGCCUUCCCCGCAGGUGUUUUCACCUGGUUCUUCUAGCUCCCGACCGCCAUCUCCAGUGGAUCCUUACGCAAAAAUGGUUGGUACCCCGAGGCCACCUCCUGGGGGCCAUGGUUUCUCCAGAAGAAAUUCUGCUGCCCUGGUGGAAAACUGCGCCCCCUUGUCAUCGGUGUCUCGGCCCGCUCUGAUGAGUGGGACAGCGGCAAACCGGCUGCCCCCGGUCACAGAUUCAUGUUCUUCCUCCACAGCAGGCAGUGACCCCUAUGCAAAGCCUCCGGACACACCUAGGCCUGUGAUGGCAGAUCCAUUUCCCAAACCCUUGGGCCUACCCCGGUCUCCUAUAGUUUCUGAACAGACUGCAAAAGGUCCUCUAGCAGCUGGAACCAAUGACCACUUUCCUAAACCAUCUCUUAGGACAGAUGCGUUUCAAAGACAGCGGAUACCUGACCCAUAUGUGCGGCCCUUGUUGACGCCUGCACCUCUUGAUGGUGGUCCUGGACCUUUUAAGACUCCACUGCAGCCUCCUCCAUCCUCUCAGGAUCCUUAUGGGCCAGUGUCGCAGGCACCGAGGCGAUUGUCUGUUGACCCUUAUGAAAGGCCUGCUUUGACACCAAGACCUGUAGAUAACUUUCCUCAUAACCAGUCAAGUGACGCAUAUAGCCAGCCUCCCCUCACUCCACAUCCGGCAGUGAAUGAAUCUUUUGCCCAUCCUUCAAGGGCUUUUUCCCAGCCUGGAACCAUAUCGAGGCCGACAUCUCAGGAUCCAUAUUCCCAGCCUCCAGGAACUCCACGACCUGUUGUGGAUUCUUAUUCCCAACCCUCAGGAACAUCUCGCUCCAAUCCAGACCCUUAUUCUCAGCCUCCUGGAACGCCCCGGCCCACCACGAUUGAUCCAUACAGUCAGCAGCCACCCACCCCAAGGCCGUCGACGCAGGCAGACUUGUUUGUUGCAUCUGCACCUAAUCAGAGGCACUCUGAUCCAUAUGCGCAUCCUCCUGGAACACCAAGGCCUGGCAUUUCUGGAGUUCCUUACUCUCAGCCACCAGCAACGCCCAGGCCAAGGGUUUCGGAGGGUUUUACUAGGUCCUCAGUGGCAAGACCAGUCCUCAUGCCAGGUCAGGAUCCUUUCCUGCAGGCAGCACAAAAUCGAGGGGUGGCGUUACCUGGCCCUCUGAUAAGGCCACCUGAUGCGUGUUCCCAAACACCGAGGCCACCAGGACCUGGUCUUUCAGACGCAUUUAGCCGUGUUUCCCCAUCUGCAACUCGUGAUCCCUACGAUCAGCCUCCAGUGACUCCAAGGUCUCAGAAUGACUCUUUUGGAACAAGUCAAGUUACUCACGAUGCUGCUGAUCAGCCGAGGCCUGGGUCAGAGGGGAACUUCAGUGCACCUCCCAGCUCUCCAGUAAAUUCCCAAGGCCAGCAGUUUUCUGGUGUCUCCCAGCUUCCUGGGCCUGUCCCAACCUCAGGAGUCACAGACACACAGAAUUCUGUAAAUAUGUCUCAAGCAGAUACAGAGAAAUUGAGACAGCGACAGAAGUUACGUGAAAUCAUCCUCCAGCAGCAGCAGCAGAAGAAGAUGGCAAGUCGACAGGAGAAAGGAUCCCAGGAUCCAGGAGCAGGGCCUCAUCCAGGUCCCCUGCAGCACUGGCAGCCGGAGAGCAUCGGCCAGGCAUUCACUCGGCCUCCACCCCCCUACCCUGGGAACAUCAGGUCACCCAUUGUCCCUCCUCUAGGACCUAGAUACGCUGUUUUCCCAAAAGACCCCCGUGGACCCUAUCCUGAUGUUACUGGCAUGGGGAUGAGGCCUCAUGGAUUUAGAUUUGGAUUUCCAGGUGGUAGUCAUGGUACCAUGUCAAGUCAGGAACGCUUCCUUGUACCUCCUCAACAAAUGCAAGGACCCGGAGUCCCUCCACAGCUGAGAAGAUCGGUAUCUGUAGAUAUGCCUCGGCCUCUAAAUAACUCACAAAUGAAUAAUCCAGUUGGACUUCCUCAGCAUUUUCCACCACAGAGCCUGCCAGUUCAGCAGCAUAACAUACUGGGCCAGGCCUUCAUUGAACUGAGGCAUAGGGCCCCUGACGGAAGACCUCGGGUUCCCUUUGCUGCUCCUCCUGGCAACCUCUUAGAGGCUUCUCAUCCAAGACAUGGAAACUUCAUUCCCCGGUCAGACUUUCCAGGCUCCAGACACGCAGACCCCAUGAGACGACCUUCCCAAGGUCUCCCUAAUCAGCUACCUGUGCAUCCAAACUUGGAACAGGUGCCACUGUCUCAGCAAGAGCAAAGCCAUCCUGUCCAUUCAUCUUCUAUGGUCAUGAGGUCUCUGAGUCAUCCCUUGGCUGGUGAAUUUUCAGACGCCCCUUUGCCUGCACCUCCACCAGCUGAAACAGCAUCUGAUAAUUUACAGAUAACCACGCAGUCUUCUGAUGGUCUCGAAGAGAAGCUCGAUUCUGAUGACCCAUCUGUAAAAGAACUGGAUGUUAAGGACCUCGAGGGGGUUGAAGUCAAAGACUUGGAUGAUGAAGAUCUUGAAAACUUAAAUCUGGAUACAGAAGAUGGCAAGGGAGAUGAACUGGAUACUUUAGGUAAUUUGGAAACGAAUGAUCCCAACCUGGAUGACCUCUUAAGGUCAGGAGAAUUUGAUAUCAUUGCAUAUACAGAUCCAGAACUUGACCUAGGAGAUAAGAAAAGCAUGUUUAAUGAGGAACUAGACCUUAAUGUUCCAAUUGAUGAUAAAUUAGAUAAUCAGUGUGUGUCUGUUGAACCCCCCAAAAAGGAGCAAGAAGAUAAAACUGUGGUUCCUUCUGAUAAACCUCCUUGGAAAAAAUCCACAGUCACCAGUGAGAUAAAAACAGAAGUAUUGUCUCCAGAUUCUAAAGGGGAAACCAAAUGUGAAAGUGAGAAAAGUGAUGAGGGUAAAGAUAAUGCUGACACUCCCUGCUCACAGGCCUCUGCGCAUGCAGACAUGAAUGGUGGGGAGAAGGCUUCUCUGCAGUCCUGUGAUACGGAUGCACUUGAGAAAAGAACUAAUCGGGAAACAGCUGGCUCCAGCACAAGUGUUCGUGGAUCCACUCAGCUGCCCGCUGAAGACGUAAUAAACUCUUGUGGUGUAACUGGAUCCACUCCAGUCCUCUCAAGUUUACUUACUAAUGAAAAAUCUGACAGUUCAGACAUUAGACCAUUGGGGUCUCCACCACCAACUUUGCCAGCCUCACCAUCCAAUCAUGUGUCAAGUUUGCCUCCCACUCUGAUGACACCACCUGGUCACGUUCUGGAUAAUACUGUGAAUUCUAAUGUGGCCGUAGUUUCCAGAUUAAACCAUACAUUCCCUCAGGGUGUGCAGGUCAAUCCAGGAUUCAUUCAGGGUCAGUCAACAGUCAAUCACAGUUUUGGGACAGGAAAACCUGCAAGUCAAACUGUGCCUCUGACAAGUCAGUCUAGUACCAGUGGCAUGUCUGGGCCCCAGCAGCUAAUGAUGCCUCAGACAUUAACCCAGCAGAACAGAGAGAGGCCCCUCCUUCUGGAAGAGCAGCCUCUGCUUCUGCAGGACCUUUUGGAUCAAGAGAGGCAAGAACAGCAACAGCAAAGGCAGAUGCAAGCCAUGAUCCGUCAGCGGUCAGAACCGUUCUUCCCUAACAUCGAUUUUGAUGCAAUUACAGAUCCUAUAAUGAAAGCCAAAAUGGUGGCCCUUAAAGGCAUAAAUAAAGUAAUGGCACAAAACAAUAUGGGCAUGCCACCAAUGGUUAUGAACAGGUUUCCCUUCAUGGGCCCUUCGGUGACGGGAGCACAAACUGGCGAAGGCCACAGUCUCCUGCCACAGGCCGUUACUCAGGAUGGCAGUAUAACACAUCAGAUUUCUAGGCCUAAUCCUCCAAAUUUUGGUCCAGGCUUCGUCAAUGAUUCACAACGUAAGCAGUAUGAAGAAUGGCUUCAGGAGACCCAGCAGCUUCUUCAGAUGCAGCAGAAAUACCUUGAAGAGCAAAUUGGUGCACACAGAAAGUCCAAGAAGGCCCUUUCAGCUAAGCAACGUACUGCCAAGAAAGCUGGGCGUGAAUUUCCAGAAGAGGAUGCAGAGCAGCUCAAGCAUGUUACUGAACAGCAAAGCAUGGUUCAGAAACAGCUAGAACAGAUUCGUAAACAGCAGAAGGAGCAUGCCGAGUUGAUUGAAGAUUAUCGGAUCAAGCAGCAGCAGCAGCAGCAGCAGCAGUGUGCAAUGGCCCCGCCAACUGUAAUGCCAGGAGUCCAGCCCCAGCCACCCCUGGUCCCAGGUGCCCCCCCGCCCACCUUGAGCCAGCCCGGCUUCCCCAUGGUGCCUGCGCAGCUGCAGCACCAGCAGCAUGCAGCCGUCAUCGGCCACAGCAGCCCGGCCAGAAUGCCCAGCUUGCCUGGGUGGCAGCCCGCCAGUGCCCCUUCUCACCUUCCCCUCAAUCCUCCCAGGGUCCAGCCUCCCGUUGCCCAGUUACCAAUAAAAACUUGCACCCCAGCCCCAGGGGCAGUGUCGAAUGCAAAUCCACAGAGUGGACCACCACCACGGGUGGAGUUUGAUGACAAUAAUCCCUUUAGUGAAAGCUUCCAAGAACGAGAACGAAAGGAGCGCCUACGAGAGCAGCAGGAGAGACAGCGCAUCCAGCUCAUGCAGGAGGUGGACAGACAGAGGGCUCUGCAGCAGAGGAUGGAAGUGGAGCAGCACGGCGUGAUGGGCUCGGAGCUGGGCGGUAGGACCUCCGUGUCCCAGGUUCCCUUCUACAGCUCUGACCUGCCUUGUGAUUUCAUGCAGCCCCCAAGGCCCCUUCAGCAGUCGCCACAACACCAACAGCAAAUGGGGCAGGUUUUACAGCCCCAGACUAUGCAGCAAGGAUCCAUUAAUUCACCCCCCACCCAGAGUUUCAUGCAAACCAACGAACGAAGGCAGAUAGGACCUCCCCCGUUUGUUCCUGACACACCGUCAGUUCCUGGUGGAAGCCCAAAUUUCCAUUCUGUUAAGCAGGUGCAUGGAGGUCUUCCUGGGGCUGGCUUCCAGCCGUCCCCAGUGAGGCCUCCUUUUACACCUGCUUUACCUGCAGCACCUCCAGUGGCUAACAGCAGUCUCCCGUGUGGCCAGGACCCUGCUGUAACCCAUGGGCAAAGUUAUCCAGGAUCAGCCCAGUCUCUCAUUCAGUUAUAUUCUGAUAUAAUCCCAGAAGAAAAGGGGAAAAAGAAAAGAACAAGAAAGAAGAAGAAAGAUGAUGACACAGAAUCUACCAAGGCACCUUCAACUCCGCAUUCGGAUAUAACUGCUCCACCGACCCCGAGUGCCUCCGAAACUACCUCCACCCCUACGGUGAACACGCCCGGCGAGCUUCCCCAGCUCGCAGAGCCUGAGGCGGUGGAGCCAGGCGGCCCGUCGGCUCCCGACCCGGCCACCGGCCAGCUGUGUCCAGAACUGGAGAGCAAACUGCCCACUAGUGACUUCUCACAAGGAACCCCAAGCCAGCAGACCUAUGCAAAUUCAGAGGUGGAUAAGCUCUCCAUCGAAACCCCUGCCACGGUGGAAGAGGUAAAACUGGAGACGGCUGAGCCAGAGCAGCGCCCAGGCCAAGAUGGGCCUGAGCUGGAGGAGCGCACGGAGGAUCAGGCCAAGGAAAAGGCUGCGGCUGGCCCUGCCUCCGCCGGGCAGAGUCCUUCCCGUCCUGCUGGGGCUCCUGCUUCCAAAGGAGAUUCGGGCAAUGAACUUCUGAAGCACCUGCUGAAAAACAAAAAGGCUUCUUCCCUUUUAAAUCAAAAACCAGAAGGUGGUUUUUGUUCAGAAGAGGACUGUACAAAGGACAACAAACUAGUAGAGCGGCAGAACCCAGCCGAAGUGCAAACUUUGGGGGCUCAAAUGCAAGGUGGUUUUGGAUGUGGCAACAACCAGUUGCCAAAAACAGAUGGAGGAAGUGAAACCAAGAAACAGCGAAGCAAACGGACUCAGAGGACUGGGGAGAAGACAGCACCUCGCUCAAAGAAAAGGAAAAAGGAAGAGGAGGAAAAACAAGCUUUGUACUCUACCGCCGACACCUUUACCCACCUGAAACAGCAGCUCUCUCUGCUCCCUCUAAUGGAACCAGUCAUUGGAGUGAACUUUGCCCACUUUCUUCCUUACGGCAGUGGCCAGUUUAAUAGUGGGAAUCGACUUCUAGGAACUUUUGGCAGUGCUACCCUUGAAGGGGUUUCGGAUUACUAUUCUCAGUUGAUCUACAAGAAUAAUUUAAGUAAUCCUCCAACACCCCCUGCCUCUCUUCCUCCUACACCACCUCCUCUGGCCUGUCAGAAGAUGGCAAACGGCUUUGCAACAACUGAAGAGCUUGCUGGGAAAGCUGGCGUACUGGUGAGCCAUGAAGUUACCAGAAGUCUAGGACCUAAACCAUUUCAGCUACCUUUCAGACCGCAAGACGACUUGUUAGCCAGAGCUAUUGCUCAGGGCCCCAAGACAGUGGAUGUUCCCGCCUCCCUCCCAACACCACCGCAUAAUAACCAGGAAGAGUUAAGGAUACAGGAGCACGCCGCUGAUCGCGAUACUCCAGACAGUUUUGUGCCCUCGUCCUCUCCCGAAAGUGUGGUUGGGAUGGAAGUGAGCAGGUACCCAGACUUGUCGCUGGUCAAAGAGGAGCCUCCAGAGCCAGUGCCGUCCCCUGUCAUCCCCAUCCUCCCCAGCAGUGCCGGGAAAGGUUUGGACUCCAGAAGGAAUGACAUAAAAACUGAGCCAGGCACUUUAUUUUUCACAUCACCUUUCGGUUCAUCCCCAAACGGUCCCAGGUCGGGCCUGAUCUCUGUGGCAAUCACUCUGCAUCCUACAGCUGCUGAGAACAUCAGCAGUGUUGUGGCUGCCUUUUCCGACCUCCUUCACGUGCGAGUCCCUAACAGCUACGAGGUUAGUAAUGCACCAGAUGUUCCAGCCGUGGGUUUGGUCAGUAGCCACAGAGUAAACCCAGGUUUGGAGUAUCGACAGCGUUUAUUUCUUCGUGGGCCUCCACCAGGACCUGCAAACCCGCCCAGAUUAGCAAGCUCCUACCACCUGAAGCAGCCUAACGUGCCGUUCCCUCCAGCGAGCAAUGGUCUUUCUGCAUAUAAGGAUUCCAGUCGUGGUAUCACGGAGAGCGCGGCUCUCAGACCGCAGUGGUGCUGUCACUGCAAAGUGGUCAUUCUGGGAAGCGGGGUGCGGAAGUCGGUCAGAGACCUGGCCUUCGUGAACAAGGAUUCCCGAGAAAGCUCCAGUCGAGUGGAGAAGGAUAUUGUCUUCUGUAGUAAUAACUGCUUUAUUCUCUAUUCGUCAACUGCACAAGCAAAAAACUCAGAAAGCAAGGAAUCCAUUCCUUCGUUGCCACAGUCACCUGUGAAAGAGACGCCUUCCAAAGCGUUUCAUCAGUACAGUAACAACACCUCCACCUUAGACGUGCAUUGUCUCCCGCGGCUCCAGGAUCGAGCUUCGCCCCCUGCAUCACCUCCCAUCACUUUCCCUCCUGCUUUUGAAGCAGCCAAAGUAGAGGCAAAGCCAGAUGAGCUUAAGGUAACAGUGAAGUUAAAGCCUCGGCUCAGGGCUGUGCACGGCGGGUUCGACGACUGCAGGCCCGUCACAAAGAAGUGGAGGGGGAUGAAGUGGAAGCGGUGGAGCAUCCACAUCGUGGUCCCCAAGGGGGCGUUCAAGCCCCCCUGUGAGGAUGAAAUCGAUGAAUUUCUGAAAAAACUGGGCACGUCUCUGAAACCCGACCCUGUGCCCAAAGACUAUCGGAAGUGUUGCUUCUGUCACGAGGAGGGUGAUGGCCUGACGGACGGACCAGCCAGGCUGCUCAACUUGGACUUGGACCUGUGGGUGCACUUGAACUGCGCCCUUUGGUCCACGGAGGUCUACGAGACCCAGGCCGGGGCCUUAAUAAACGUGGAGCUGGCCCUGAGGAGAGGCCUGCAGAUGAAAUGUGUCUUCUGUCAUAAGACGGGUGCCACCAGCGGAUGCCACCGAUUUCGCUGUACCAACAUUUAUCACUUCACUUGCGCCAUUAAAGCACAAUGCAUGUUUUUUAAAGACAAAACCAUGCUUUGUCCCAUGCACAAACCAAAGGGAAUUCACGAGCAGGAACUGAGUUACUUCGCCGUCUUCAGGAGGGUCUACGUCCAGCGCGACGAGGUCCGGCAGAUCGCCAGUAUCGUGCAGCGCGGGGAGCGUGACCACACCUUCCGCGUGGGCAGCCUCAUCUUCCACGCCAUCGGCCAGCUGCUCCCACAGCAGAUGCAGGCAUUCCAUUCCCCCAAAGCGCUCUUCCCCGUGGGCUACGAGGCCAGCCGGCUAUACUGGAGCACGCGCUACGCCAACCGCCGCUGCCGCUACCUGUGCUCCAUCGAGGAGAAGGACGGGCGUCCGGUGUUUGUCAUCCGCAUCGUGGAGCAGGGCCACGAAGACCUGGUCCUGAGUGACAGCUCCCCGAAAGGUGUUUGGGAUAAAAUUUUGGAGCCUGUGGCAUGUGUGAGGAAAAAAUCUGAAAUGCUCCAGCUUUUCCCAGCCUACUUAAGAGGAGAAGACCUGUUCGGCUUGACGGUGUCUGCGGUGGCACGGAUUGCCGAGUCCCUCCCCGGGGUGGAGGCAUGUGAGAACUACAGCUUCCGCUACGGCCGGAACCCUCUCAUGGAGCUGCCUCUUGCCGUCAACCCCACAGGUUGUGCCCGUUCUGAACCUAAAAUGAGUGCCCAUGUCAAGAGGUUUGUGUUAAGGCCUCACACCCUGAACAGCACCAGCACCUCCAAGUCGUUUCAGAGCACAGUCACCGGGGAGCUCAGUGCCCCGUACAGCAAGCAGUUUGUCCACUCCAAGUCAUCCCAGUACCGGAAGAUGAAGGCCGAGUGGAAGUCCAACGUGUACCUAGCCCGGUCUCGGAUUCAGGGCCUGGGCCUCUACGCUGCCCGGGACAUCGAGAAGCACACCAUGGUCAUCGAGUACAUCGGGACCAUCAUCCGGAACGAAGUGGCCAACAGGAAGGAGAAGCUCUACGAAUCCCAGAACCGAGGUGUGUACAUGUUCCGCAUGGACAACGACCACGUGAUCGACGCCACGCUCACGGGAGGGCCUGCGAGGUACAUCAACCAUUCGUGUGCACCGAACUGUGUGGCUGAGGUGGUUACCUUUGAGCGAGGACACAAGAUUAUCAUCAGCUCCAGUCGGAGGAUCCAGAAGGGAGAAGAGCUUUGCUAUGACUAUAAGUUUGACUUUGAGGACGACCAGCACAAGAUCCCCUGUCACUGCGGAGCCGUGAACUGCCGGAAGUGGAUGAACUGAGCACCCCUUGCUGUCGAGGGCGGCUCGUCCCUGGGAAGAAGCGAUUCAACACACCGUUUGAAUUUCGCAGACAGAAAGAUGUUUUUGUUUUCUGUUUUAUGACUUUUGAAAACUAGCUUCUGGGAGUUCUGAUUUCCUCAGUCCUUCAGGGUGAAGGAGCACAGGAGAAAGCCGAUGGAGGCAGCCUUCCUGAAGUUGCUGAGGUGAACCGGAAUUACAGAAUGGUCCAGCACUUUUUUUUCUUUUACUUUUUCUUUUUUCUUCUUGUGGGUGGGUUUUGUUUUGUUUUGUUGUUUUAGUCUCACUAAGGAGAAACUUUUACUGGGGCAAAGAGCCGAUGGCUGCCCUGCCCCAGGGCAGGGGCCUUCCUAUGAAUGUAAGACUGAAAUCACCAGCGAAAGGGAGAUGUCCAAAGUGCUGGCCACGGCCUUAUUUGAAAAAGGGGCAGGCCCUCUAAUUUAAAAAUUUUUUUAAAUAAAGUAGACACCACUGAACAAGGAAUGUACUGAAAUGACUUCCUUAGGGAUAGGGCUAAGGGAUAAUAACUUGCACUAAAAUACAUUUAAAUACUUGAUUCCAUGAGUCAGUUUAUUGUAGUUUUUGAUUUCUGUAAAAUAAGAGAAACUUUUUGUAUUUAUUAUUGAAUAAGUGAAUGAAGCUAUUUUUAAAUAAAAGUUAGAAGAAAGCCAAGCUGCUGCUGUUACCUGCAGAACUAACGAACCCUGUUACUUUGUACAAACAUGUAAAUAUUUUGAGAAAAAAUACAGUAUAAAGAUAGUUAUUGACCAAAUGCUACCAGGCUCUGCAGCAGCUCGGGUGCUUAUAAAACGUGCAUAGGGGUGUCACAGUAUGACGCCAUGUUAUUAAACAUGCCAUUACAAUUAUGUAACAACCAAAAUUUCCACCUAGAGUGUUCGGGGUUUUUUGGAAACUACGAUCUAUUAGUACUGAGUUGUUUUAUACACCUUACUUCUGACAGAACGGAGUGUAUGCUAUGACUACAACUUUUAUAGCCGUUUUGGUAAUUUAAACAAAUUUUUUCAUAUUAUAUUGUUGCAUCCCUACUUCUUCAGUCAGGUUUUUUUGUGCUUACAAUUUGUGAUAACUGUGAAUAACUGCUUAAAAAUACACCCCAAUGGAGGCUGAAUUUUUCUUCAGCAAAAGUAGUUUUGAUUAGAACUUUGUUUCAAGCCACAGAGAAUCAUGUAAACAUACUAGGAUCAUGUAGCAGGAACUCAAAUCUAACUCUCGACCUUCUAUUUAACACAAAAAUUUGAAGAAAAAAAAAAAAAAAGGAGCGAUGUCAUUGCUUGCGGCUGCAGGACCCCGGCAAUAGGGUUUGGAAGAUGUAAUUUUAAAAUGUGUUUGUAUGAACUGUUUGUUUACAUUUCUUUAAUAAAAAAAAAAAACACUGUUUUGUGUUUGCUUGUAGAAACUUAAUCAGCAUUUUGAACCAGGUUAGCUUUUUAUUUUGUACUUAAAAUUCUGGUACUGACACUUCACAGACUAAGUAUAAAAUGAAGUUUUUGUGUGCACAAUUCAAGUGGACUGUAAGCUGUUGGCAUAUUCAGUGAUGCAGUUCUGAACUUGUAUAUGGCAUGAUGUAUUUUUAUCUUACAGAAUAAAUCAAUUGUAUAUAUUUUUCUCUUGAUAAAUAGCUGUAUGAAAUUUGUUUCUUGAAUAUUUUUCUUCUCUUGUACAAUAUUCUGACAUUCUACCAGUAUUUGUCUUACCGGGUUUUUGUUUUGUUUUCUGUUCUGUAUAAUAGUAUCUAAUGUUGGCAAAAAUUGAAUUUUUUGAAGUAUACAGAGUGUUAUGGGUUUUGGAAUUUGUGGACACAGAUUUAGAAGAUCACCAUUUACAAAUAAAAUAUUUUACAUCUACAAAA
Camelus dromedarius (Arabian camel) is the source of this 17127-nucleotide messenger RNA. It is a transcript of the gene KMT2C, whose product is annotated as lysine methyltransferase 2C. Lineage: Eukaryota; Metazoa; Chordata; Mammalia; Artiodactyla; Camelidae. The coding region runs from base 237 to 15239 and encodes 5000 amino acids. The transcript is spliced from 61 exons. Gene Ontology annotation, biological process: positive regulation of transcription by RNA polymerase II. The record is from RefSeq and is a predicted model, not a curated record. Gene Ontology annotation, molecular function: histone binding; histone H3K4 methyltransferase activity; transcription coactivator activity. Gene Ontology annotation, cellular component: nucleus; MLL3/4 complex.